This is a messenger RNA of Cimex lectularius (bed bug), 3869 nucleotides long. RefSeq names its product zinc finger protein 93-like. The record is from RefSeq and is a predicted model, not a curated record. Bases 796 to 3573 code for a protein of 925 amino acids. The transcript is spliced from 2 exons. Gene Ontology annotation, cellular component: nucleus. NCBI's taxonomy places the organism in Eukaryota, Metazoa, Arthropoda, Insecta, Hemiptera, Cimicidae. Gene Ontology annotation, molecular function: protein binding; zinc ion binding.
AUUAUUAUUAUCUUAUUGUCUCUGCAUCGGCCUGACAAGCUCUUUUAGGGAAUAUUGUAAUCGCAUUUGACAAUUUGCAACAUUUAAGAUUGAGUGGUAAAAUUAAACCAUCUAAAAGUUUUAUGGGCACUAAAAAUUUCUGCGAGAAAAACGUCGAAAUGGCGAGAAAAAUCAAAAAAAUUUUGCGGGACAUAAAUACGUUUUGUGUAUUGUCGUGUGCGAUUGUGUGUUUCAGAAGAGAUUGUCCAUGGGCAACAUUGGCAAUUGGCAAUCUUUUGCUGGUCAAUCCGAGAGAAAAGCACUGGCGGUAAAAGAGAACUUUUGAAAAAUAGCGGAUUAAAAGAAAGGCGGCAAGUCACUUGUUCAGGAGUUCGGCUCAGCUGUGACAAAACAAAAAAAGCCAAAGGUAAAAACUCACAUUUGAAAAAAAUAAAAAAAUAUUGUCCCGCGAAUCGGUCGUCGAUUGGAAAACCGUCAAUCCGUUCUAAAUCGAGAAGCGCGGGCGCGUGGUCGUCGUCGGCAGGUCGAGAAGCGUCGCAAGUGUCCGCACCACCGUCGAAAGUGUUCCCAGGUCCGGUUAACCUGACGACGCGACGAUAACCUGCGUCUGGCCGUUGCGAGGCUCCCUGAAUUCGCGCUGACGCACGUGUUUGUGACGAUUUUAUUUUACGACUCCCGUCUUUUUGGUCUGAUCCGCACGACGUUAGCUCGCUCCGCUCCCACAUUUUACCUGCGACUACUCGCCAUUAUCUCUCCUAGGUACUUUUAUUCGCAAAAGCGGACUAGAUAUAAAUAAUGAAGCUCGUAGUUAAGAACAAUUUUGGGGAGACGGUCACUCUUCAGAUCCAACCCGAAGAGACAUUCAUCGAUUUGAAGAAGAGAGUGGAAUGCGAGGCCGGGAUUUCUUUGGACCUCACUGACAUCACGUCGAACGGAAAGAACAUGCUCGAUACGCAGAAAGUGAUGGAAUAUUUCAUGUCUGGAGUGACGCUUUCGGAAGGUGAGAAGGAAGAAGAGGUGAACAACGUGGCCUGCUCGGUGCCUGGCUGCGGAAACACCAAAGCUUCCAACGACGACAAGGUGUUCUUCGACUUCCCUCAGGAGGAGAUUAGGUGCCACCAGUGGGUGCUGUAUUGUCAACGGCUCUCCAUGAUAUCGGGUAAGCAUCGGUUGAGCCUGUCAAACGACUCGGCGAUUUGCAGCGAUCAUUUCAGGACUGAUCAGUUCGUCAAAAAUACGACUACACUUCUUAAGAGGACGGCGGUGCCCUGCAUCAAUCCCGAGCUCCCGGCCGUCGACAGCCUGAAAUACGGCAACAUACAGAAGAUACGGCCGACGAAAUCGGACGAUACGACGGCCGACGAGCUCAUCUGCAGACUCUGCGCCAAAGGUUGCAGGGACUGCAUUUUCAUUUACAGCAAGGAGGGUCGCCGCUUGGAACUGGCGGAGAAAAUCAAUAGUAUUUUACCGGUAAAUGUUAAAAUGAUGGACAAUCUUCCCAAACAGGUUUGCGGACCGUGUAUAGAGCAACUGAACUCGUUGUCGUAUCUGGCCAAGCUUUCUACUACUUCGGAAAGCCGGCUGAACGAGGUGAUGAGCGAAAACACCCCUAAAAAUAUCGUACUGACGGACGGAAGGGACGUGACUUUGCAGCCGACGGAACAGUCUUGUCCACUGUGCUACGAAGGCUGGAUAGGGAAGCUGGAAGAAGAGAAUAAAGAGAAGGAAGAAAAGGAGCCGGAACCCGAACAGGCGCCAUUGCCAGAAGAAGCCCCUUUUCCGGCUUCACAGAUAAAAAGUGAAAUCAACCAAAUUUCGACCGACGAAUCGACACAAGAGACGACGUUAAGCAGUACAGAAGAAAAAACCUACAAAUGCCGAGUGUGCAGAGAAGAGUUCGAAGAGUUCCCGUCAGUCGUGCAGCACUCUUUCUCUCAUUUCGAGGACGGCUUUUAUCAGUGUGUUCUGUGCGAGGUCUGCUAUCCUUCUCCUACGGCGAUGGUGGACCACCUAUUUUCUCACAAGCCGCAAAACAACGCAUGCCAAGAAUGCGAGAUGUCUUUCAAAACAGAGGCCGAAUUGACCAAUCAUAUCUGUGACACCAACAAACCCUUGAUAAAGUGCAAGAUGUGCAGUAAGUCUUUUAGGUCCCAAUCUAGGCUAGAAUUUCAUAUGCAUUUUCACAAUAAUAUAAAUCAAGUAUAUUGCGAAACUUGUGGGAAAGGAUUUCCGGACGAAAUCAAACUUUACAAACACACUGUUCAAUUGCACGGGAACGAGAAAAAUAAGUGCGACGACUGUGGAAAAAUAUUCAGCACCGUCAACUCUUUAAAGUAUCACGAAAAAUCUCAUCAAGGAACCAAUUGUAAACCUUACGUUUGCGAAUGGUGCGGUAAAGGAUUUAUACGCAAAAGUAUGCUCAGGAACCACGUUACAUCAACGCACAGGCUGAUUCAAGAAGUGACUUGCUUCACGUGCAAAAAUUGCAAAGAAGCUUUCGCGACGACGACUCUCGCGGUGGCCCACAUGGAAUCGAAACACGGAGAAACCGAAGGCAAAGGUGACGAACAGUCCUAUAGUUUCGAAAUGCACACGGUCUCACGACUGUUUAUUUGCGAGUACUGCGAAAAACAUUUUGCCCAAGGGAAAAUUUUAAACAAGCACAGGGAAGACCACGUUACGGACAACCCCUAUUCCUGCAAGUACUGUUCUCAGACUUUCCCGUCCUUCGCGGAGCAGUCUAAACACAAAAGCACUCACAAGGAUACCGACAUCCCUCUCGAGUACCACUCGGAGAUCAACAUCCCUGUAAACUACCUUUGCGAGUUCUGUAAUAGAUGUUUUUUAAACCAUUUGAAGUUUACCGAGCAUUUGACGAUUCAUUACGGCCCGGAACCGUAUGUUUGCAGGUUGUGCAAUCUCAAGUUCGCGACGUUGCAGGAAGUCAGUCAGCAUCGUCUCACACACGGUUCAAACGAGCCGUUCGAAGAGUUCGAUUUCAACAGGCCUUACGAAUGCCACUACUGCAACAAAUGCUUUGCCAUCGAGGACGCCCUUGUCAAACACAUCAGGAUGCAUACUGGGGAGAAGCCAUUCAUCUGUGACCAAUGUGGCAAAGGCUUUUCCCAGAGCUCGGGUCUCAACACUCACAAGAAGGUCCACUCGGACCUCCGCCCUUAUUCUUGCCCGCUCUGCCCCCGGACCUUCAAGAUCAAAGGCGACCGUGACGUCCACAUCAGAAAACACUCCGGCGACAGGCCGUACAAGUGUGAGUUCUGCGGUAAGGCGUUCAUGACCCAACACGUGUACUCGCAGCACAGGAAGAUCCAUACCGGAGAGCGUCCUUACAAGUGCGACGUCUGCGGUAUCGCCUUUAGGCGCUCUCACGUCCUCACCGUCCACAAGAGAAUUCAUACAGGUGAGAAACCCAACAUUUGCGACAUCUGCGGAAAAAGAUACAGGCAGAAAGGUGACAUGCUCAAACACCGCAGAGCUCAACAUGGAAAUAUCAAAAUCCAGGGAGCUCACUUUUUAAAUCUACCAAUUGUUGAAGUUUUAAAUAAAAUUGUAUAAACAUUUUUUUUAAAUCGUGCUUGUAUCGCAUACUAACCUAUAUUAUUGAUAAUCGCGUAUUUGUUUUUAAUGUCAUAAGACCAGUUCAUGAAAAUUUAAUUUAAAAUUAAAAUCUAAAUUACCAAUUUAUGGUUACAAUAGGAUAAAAAAUCAUGAAGUCAAGAUUUAUUUCUUAAUGUAGCAUAGUCGCGACUGAACAAGUAAAUUCGAUAAAUAAUGAAAUAAAAGUGAAUGGUGUAACCAGAAUUAUUUUAAAAUAUGUUUUGUUAAAAUUUUCUUAGGUUUUCUGUCUACGA